This is a messenger RNA of Echinops telfairi (small Madagascar hedgehog), 1645 nucleotides long. It is a transcript of the gene NPY1R, whose product is annotated as neuropeptide Y receptor Y1. Gene Ontology annotation, molecular function: neuropeptide binding; neuropeptide Y receptor activity. Gene Ontology annotation, cellular component: neuron projection; plasma membrane. The coding region runs from base 402 to 1550 and encodes 382 amino acids. Gene Ontology annotation, biological process: G protein-coupled receptor signaling pathway. The record is from RefSeq and is a predicted model, not a curated record. NCBI's taxonomy places the organism in Eukaryota, Metazoa, Chordata, Mammalia, Afrosoricida, Tenrecidae. The transcript has 3 exons.
AGAAAACAUCGAGAUGGAAGCUCUGGUGGCAUAGUCAAUUACUAGUUGGGCUGCCACAUGCUGUGAAGUUUUGUUUUGAUGAAACAUACCAGGAGCCUGGAUGGUGCUGUGAGAUAAGCUUUGGACUGCUCACCAUAGGUUGUCAGUUCAAAACCACCAACUGCUCUGAGCGAGAAAGACCCUUUCUGCUCCGAUAAAGCCUCAGAAUCCUAAUAUAGGAUAACUUGAAGUUGGAAUAUGCUUGAUAGAAGAUUAUUCCGUUCCCAGGGAUAAAGAGUUCAGAAUAAUUUUGGUGAUGGAUUCCAACGUGGGGAAUAAGAAUAAGCUGAACAUUUGACCUGCUUUGAAGAAGCAUAAUAUACAUUGGUCUAAAAUAAUUGGUAACAAACAGACCAUUCAAAAUGAAUGUGACAGGAGUUUCCAAGAUGGAAAAUCAUUCGGUGCAUUAUAAUUUUUCGGAGAAGUCCCAGUUUUUGGCUUUUGAAAACGAUGAUUGCCAUCUGCCCUUGGCCAUGAUAUUUACAUUAGCUCUUGCAUAUGGAGCCGUGAUCAUUCUUGGGGUCUCUGGAAACCUGGCUUUGAUCAUCAUCAUCUUGAAACAAAAGGAGAUGAGAAAUGUCACCAACAUCCUGAUUGUGAACCUUUCCUUCUCAGACUUGCUAGUAGCCAUCAUGUGCCUCCCCUUCACCUUCGUCUACACAGUGAUGGACCACUGGGUCUUCGGUGAGGCAAUGUGCAAGCUGAAUCCUUUUGUGCAAUGUGUUUCAAUCACGGUGUCCAUUUUCUCUUUGGUUCUCAUCGCCGUGGAACGGCAUCAGCUGAUCAUCAACCCACGAGGGUGGCGGCCAAACAAUAGACACGCUUACGUAGGCAUCGCUGUCAUCUGGCUCAUGGCCGUUGCUUCUUCUUUACCCUUCCUGAUCCACCAAGUCCUGACUGAUGAGCCAUUCCAAAACGUAACACUCGAUGCGUUGAAAGACAAGUACGUGUGCUUUGAUAAAUUUCCUUCGGACGCUCAUAGGCUGUCUUAUACUACUCUGCUAUUGCUGCUGCAGUAUUUUGGCCCCCUCGGUUUUAUAUUUAUUUGCUACUUUAAGAUAUAUAUACGCCUAAAAAGGAGGAACAACACGAUGGACAAGAUGAGAGAUAAUAAGUACAGGUCGGGCGAAACCAAAAGAAUCAACCUCAUGCUGCUCUCCAUUGUGGUCGCCUUCGCCGUCUGCUGGCUGCCGCUAACCAUCUUCAACACCGUCUUCGAUUGGAAUCAUCAGAUCAUUGCCACGUGCAACCAUAAUCUGCUAUUUCUGCUCUGCCACCUCACCGCAAUGAUAUCCACCUGUGUCAAUCCCAUAUUUUACGGAUUCUUGAACAAAAACUUCCAGAGGGACUUGCAGUUCUUUUUUAACUUUUGUGAUUUCCGGUCUCGGGAUGCCGACUAUGAGACAAUAGCCAUGUCUACCAUGCACACGGAUGUGUCUAAGACAUCGUUGAAACAGGCAAGCCCGGUCUCGUGUAAAAAAAUCCAAAAUGAUGAGAAUGAAAAAAUCUGAAGCUGCUUGUAACCUGUGGUCCCAGGUGACAUCGGUUAAAAACAAGCACAACCUGUCGCUCCCAAGGAAUGGGGCUGGGAGUGUUUGGAAAAGGC